UCUUUACGCAUCACGUCUGCAGCAGAGGCACCGCGCCUCCUUCACCGCUGUGGCGCGAGCCUCUGACGCGCUCCGCCGCACAGCAAACCGCGACACGAGGUGAGCGCUGCACAAAACAACUAAUUUCUGUCCACGCGCGGGGAGAUUUUCAGUCAUAGGAUUUCACUUCCUUUUUUUUUUUUUUUUAUCGCCAGGAUGCUGCCCUUGAGUCGCACCGCUCUCCUGCGCCUGCAUCGGAUCAACGUGGCCGAAAACGAAGCAUCUUAAGACGGGCAUCUCCUCAACGAGCACUCCCCUCUCCACGGACCAGGCCAGCGCUCCAUCCCCGGACUCAGACUCGGUUCCAGCCAAACUCCUGCGUGUUUUCGUCUCGGUUCAGUUCGACUGCGUCAUGACGCGCGGGAGAGCUCCGGACAGGGGGUUGGACAGGGGCCUCCGGUGCCGGGGCUGGUGCCGGGGCUCGGUGUACUUGCUGUGGCUACUGCUGUACGUCCCUCCGGCGUGUGCGUCCUACUCGCCCCAGAGCGGAGAAUGCCGAGGCAAAGGCCGCGACUGCACAGACUUGUCCCAGAGGAAGAGUGACCUGCGCGUGUGUGAUGAGUGGAGCUGUCGAUAUGGGGGCGUGUGUAGAGAUGAUGGUGCUCAACUCAAGUGUGUCUGCCAGUUCCAGUGUGAUAAGGACUACAUCCCAGUGUGUGGAUCUAAUGGAGACACGUACCAGAAUGAGUGUUACAGACGCCAGGCCUCCUGCAAACAGCAACGUCUCAUCAGCAAGCUGUCCGACGGGCCUUGCACUCAUGAGCCGGGCUCGGGUUCUGGAGAUGGAGAUGAUGCUGAAGGCUCCACACCAGACCUUAGCCGCAAGUUCACCAAAUGUAGCACCUGCAAGUACGGCGCCGAGUGCGAUGAAGACUCUGAGGAUGUGUGGUGCAUCUGUAACAUCGACUGCAGCGGUCACAAUGAGAACCCGGUGUGUGCCACAGACGGACACUCGUACUCCAACCCCUGCCUGGUCCGAGAGGCCUCCUGCAUGAAGCAAGAGCAGAUCGACGUGCGCCACCUGGGCUUCUGUGCAGCUGACAAGGAAAAAAUGGGAAAGAAGGAUGACAACAGCCCCUUCAAAGUCCUGGACACCGGAGUGGACCCAGGGGAGGGGGCUCGUGCUGGGGUGCCUGUGCCCUGCUCCAGCACCUACGCUGGAUACUGUGUUCACGGCAACUGUGAGAUGCACUACAACACCGCCACCUGCAGAUGUGAUGCGGGGUACAAGGGCCCUCAGUGCACUGAGCCCCAGGACUUCAACGUGCUCUAUGUCGUCCCCAGUGGACAGAAGCUGCACUACGUCUUGAUCGCUGCCAUCAUUGGAGCUGUGCAGAUCGCCAUCAUCGCUGCCGUGGUCCUGUGCAUCACCAGAAAAUGUCCGAAGAACCAGCGCGGUCGCCGACACAAGCAGAACCUGGGACACUUCCCCUCAGAGUCCAACUCGCGCAUGGUAUAGCUCUGCCCCCUUCUGGAGCCUUCUCACAAUUUGGGAGGGCAUCUGGACCACAGCAGAGGGCAGGGCUGGUAUACGGGGCCUUACCACUGGACCUCCCUCUUUUUUAGAGAGACUUCUGGUUCUAUGCCCAAUGCCUAGCUCCAAGGAACAAUGGCCUUGAUUGUCUUGUGGUGGAGGAGACGUCUGCAGCUUCUCCAGGUUUGGUCCAUGAUUUUGGGUCAUCAUUUUGGUUGGUUCAUUCUGAUCUGUGAUAUUAUAUUAUGGACUUUGUUACUUCUAAGGUUGUGUUAUUGUCUUGUAAAUGAAACCUAAUUUCUCAUGUCAAAUUUAAGUCGAGACACUGCAGGUGAAUAGGAUCAAAUCUUAAAUGUAGAGAUAUACAUUUCAAAUUUCUUCUGUAGUUUACUUAGGUGAGUGUAAGAAAAAAAUAUAUUAAAGUUUUUCAUCAUGUAAUGUUAAGGCAUUUUAUGUGUAAAAAUGGCCAAAAUUGACCAUUUUUGGGACAUUCUUAUUUCUUUCUUUUUUUAUUUUAUUUUAUUGUAAUAUUAGAUACUAAAACAUACAGAAGGGAUUUUGGAUCAUAUUUAGAAUUUGAGUAAACUAAAUCUCACAGAAAAAUUGCCUAAAUAAUCAAAUUUUGCCAAUUUUUUUUAACUUAAAAUUUGAAUAAUUCAGACUUGGAAUUAGAUAUCAACAAAUCCUUUUGUACGUUUCAUCAAAAUCUUGUUAAGUACAAGACUGUAAAGUCUGGUGUAUAGUUGCUACUUUAAGGGUGAUCCUCAUGUCCCAAUGGGGGGAAAAUGCAUUUUGAGGAAACCUUUGAAGUUACACUGUCUCAUAUGACUCCAGGGAUGCAAGUUGAUUGAAUUAAAUACAUCUUUCAUUACAGAGUGGAGAUUUUUUUUGUUUCCACAUGAAAGCUUGUUGCUAAGAGACCAAACUGACCAAAAAACUAAACAUAAAAAAGAGUUUUCCCCUAAGUGUCUCCCCUUAAAUGUUUUUGUUUCGUUUUCCUCCAUCUUCAGACAUUGACCGUUGAAUGUUUUAUGAAUUACCUGGAAUGUAAAAGCUGAUCACCAAAUCACUUUCUGUUUUUUGUUGCCAUCAAUUCAUUUUAGUACUUUUUAUCACAAAAAAUCUACAUGAUGUUGCAUUUGUAAAAAAAAAACUGGUAUGAAAUUAACACAUACAUAAAACAAAUAAAAUAAUAAUGAGUACAUUUCCCCAAUGCAUCUUUGUGAGAAAAACAGUAAUGCAUUGUACUUUGUUUGAUCUUUUUUGUUUGUUUGUUUGUUUGUUGAUCUGGUGUUUCCAUGGACCUUUCCCACUGAUGCUCACAGCUCAGGUUUUGAACAAUAUGUCAUAUGUUUUAUAUUUAUUGACAUUAUUGACAGUUUUAAAGCUGCACUUAACCUUACAGCACAGUAACAGCACAGUCACAGUAUAGUAAUAACAUUGUAACUGGAGUAGCCUUGUUUCCUUAUUAAGCUAUUACCAAAUUUUUCCCUGGGAUCCAGAAGUUAUACUUUGCAGUGACAUAUACCUCUAUGGUAGAAUCGUCAGCAAUGCACACAUUAGCAAUACGAGCAUUCAUGAUCUUGUUCCAGCUAAGUCAGUUCUUUCCGGUCAGAUUGUAUUAAAACAAAGCCCUGAUUAAAGUCUAACUUGAGUAACAAAGCUUCAGACAGGGCAGUCCUUCCAGUUAGCGUCACACCCCCAGAGAACACUGGUGACAUCAAGUAUCAAUACACACUUGUCCGAUAUUUUACAAAGAUGUGAACCUAAUCUCCAGUGAAUCUCCUUGAUUUCAGAUGGGCGUGAUUGACAGGUAAAUUAGCCAAUCAGGGACACACAUGGUCCAUUUGUAUCAAAACAAAUACAGCUUUUGAAGACAUUUUUUUUUUUUUUUUUUUAGAUAAUUCACUGUCUUGAUACUGGGUUAAGGUCUCUAUUGGAUUAAUGAUUUUCUUUUUGUUCCUUUUCUCUUAAAACCUUUUUGGCAGCGUUUGCUACUGUGUGCACUGUAUCACCGUGGUAACUGCUGUACAUUCCACCAUACACAUAGAUACAGAACACCGCACCGUGAUGUUACUGCAAAUUGUCAAUUACUGUGCUGUAUAGUGAAGAGUUACCAGUGUUUAUUAGAGUUUAUAUAGAGUCUUAAUUUCCUGGUUUUGUCCUUGCAUUAUUGUUGCUUUUGUUGUUGAAAAUGAAUCAUCUUUCCAAAAGCACAGCCCAUUGUUCAGCGUUUGUGCGUCCAGCGUUAACAUGUUUGUAUUGAUUUGUUUUUUCGUUUCAAAUGUUGUUGUUGUGGUGAGUUCUGAUUGGACGGUCAGAGGAGAGGAGGGGUCUACAGUGAUGUCCUGUACUUGUCGUAUUCUGUGAACUGGAACUGUGUUAUGACCACUUUUUCUGCAUGUUUCCCAUUGGACUCAGGAGCCAUUUUAAGCCCCGCCAAAAUAAAACUUCUUUCUAC
This is a messenger RNA of Periophthalmus magnuspinnatus, 3974 nucleotides long. RefSeq names its product transmembrane protein with EGF-like and two follistatin-like domains 1a (gene tmeff1a). The transcript has 10 exons. NCBI's taxonomy places the organism in Eukaryota, Metazoa, Chordata, Actinopteri, Gobiiformes, Gobiidae. Gene Ontology annotation, molecular function: protein binding. The record is from RefSeq and is a predicted model, not a curated record. Bases 392 to 1498 code for a protein of 368 amino acids.